Molecule: messenger RNA, 1514 nt
Organism: Nymphaea colorata (pocket water lily)
Lineage: Eukaryota; Viridiplantae; Streptophyta; Magnoliopsida; Nymphaeales; Nymphaeaceae
Product: NAD(P)H-quinone oxidoreductase subunit N, chloroplastic
Exons: 6
Coding region: 61-1197 (378 amino acids)
Cellular component (GO): membrane
Molecular function (GO): oxidoreductase activity, acting on NAD(P)H, quinone or similar compound as acceptor
Source: RefSeq, a predicted model, not a curated record
GGAACGUCUGAGAGCAGAUAACGAGGGAAGGAGCACGUUGGCGAAGGUGCUUCCCGACUGAUGACAAUGGCGACGCCGUUCCAUCUUGGUUCCUGCUCGGCCAUGGCCAUGGCUCAAACGCGGGGCCAGGCCGCCGAAUCCUUCAGACCUGACCACCUGACUGGUCCGCCCUCUGCCCGUCGCUUCUCAUCCGCCGGCAUGGCUCGCCCGCAGCAUCGCUCUGCCUCCCUGGCGACGCAGGCCCUGUCUCGAGUACUUUUAUCCAAAACCAGGGCCGUUUCCGUGGAAUCCAAGCAGGACUCUCUAGUCGAUGGCUGUAGCAAUAACAGAUGUUUAUCUUUCAUCCUCUCUCAAGUAAAGGAAUCACGAGUAUGCAACUACAAUGAUAGCCAAAUGCACCAAUUCCAUUGUGGUUCCUGCCUCUGGGUUGUGGACCCAGUUUGUCUCUUAUCUUUGCUCUCCACCACACCUUUCACCGCUGCCCAUCCACCACAGCCACCACCAAAGAAUUGGCGCCUUCCUCCAAACAAGCAUUUCACUGAAGGAUUAAUGGCGACCACCGUCUUUCAAAUCCGGCAGGCGCCAACGUCCUUUUAUGGCGAUCAACUGCUUCUGUUGCGGAGUUCUUUGCGAGCUCCGGGCUGCGUGCAGAUAACCGGCCGCCGGAGCAGUGAAGGUCCAUUGAGGAGGAAGGGCGGCGUCGGGAUCAGGUGUGCACUUCAGGAUCUGAUCGGAGGAGACCUGUUGAAGUUCGAUUUGGGGCAGUGGCUUGAUGACGUUGAGAAGCACAAGGCUCUGGCCAUCUACUCUCCACAUGAAGGUGGCUAUGAGGGCCGGUACUUGACGCGGCUGAGAUACCAAGGCUACUACUUUCUGGAUCUGUCAGCUAGAGGUCUCGGGGAUCCGGAGACCACCCUCACAAAAAUCCACCCCGUCUGCCCGGCUCAUUUGGGGAGGCAGCCCAUCGCGAGAUGGUACUACCCACCGGAGAUUGAUUAUAGACUUUCUCUGCUGCCGCCGAACAGCAAAGGAUUGAUUCUUUGGGUAAUCGAAGCCAAGGUUCUGUCCAAGGCAGAGUUACAGUUUCUAGCAUUGCUACCAAGCAUACGGCCAAAAAGUGAAGGUGAUUGCAGAAUGUGGGAAUUGGAGGAAAUUCGUCUGGAAACCAUUGAAGGAAAUUGCAGGACUUCCUCUUGACGAUGAAGCCUGAUCUGUCCUGCUAUUGAAAGUUUGUAAAGCCUCUGUUGUUGUCUGUGGCCAAUAGCCAAGAAAGGAGCCAUGUAUCCUUUUUUUUUUUUUUUUUCUUUCUUUUGUCUACAUGAGCAUGCACCCCUAAGCCCAUCAUGCGAAUUUGAGCGUCGCAUGAUACGCAUGACUCAAAAACUUACAGUCGCAUGACAUAUAUAAGCAGAUUGUGUACAGUUCUUUGGUGAAAUCUGUAUGAAUACUUCUAGUGGAUUCAUGGCAGACUAUCAAAAAGCGAGAACGAGCAAGGCAAACUUUUGUAACCAACC